ACCUCCCUUGUUUGGGCAGCACUGAAAAUGCGAAAAAUCGCACAUUUCUUUGUCGGAAUUUUCUUGUAAUGUCGGAUUUCUCGUCAAAGUGAAAAUAAAUUUUCGCUAUUAGUGUGAGGUCUUUGUCUUAAAAAUAAUUAAAAGGCGUUGAAAAUUAAGUCCGUCUUUUCCGAAGAAACAAAAAAUAUGCCUGCAGUUGUACGCAUUAAACGCAGAAUCGAUGAAGAGCCUCUAAGUGCCUUCAUAUUGAACAGCAAAAAGCGACGCCGUUUAGAUAAUGUGGUUGAGGAAGAGCUACAAGCGGAAGAAGGCGCAGCUGCUGCAGGCGAAGGAAAUGACAAAGAUGGCGAAAUUUCGACAAUACUUAAAUUUGCGGGCACGAUACAGGAGCAGGAUAACAGCGCGACCACACAAUUAGCGCGUCUUACAAAAGAGGCUGCCAAAGAGCUUGUACUGCAGAAAUCACUGCGAACACCAAGUAAUCACACCGAACGCGCACGACAGGAAAUGCGACAAGCUUUACAUGAGAGUCGCUUUCGUGUAGUUAAUUGCAUGCGCACAACACUUGAAGACACAGAUGCUACAGAAGCGGCUGCAAAGGAAGUGACAAUUGUCGAUAUUGAAAAGCAGGAAACAAGCGGACGUACAUCUACCACGGCGACAUCAGCAGCUGGACAAUUAGAUUUGCACCAAAAUACAGUGCAACAGCAGAGAGAAGCCGUAAAUUCGGAAGCACAGCCAGAGUCGCAGGUAUUAGCCAGCAAUAAUACGCAACAAUCGACUGAUUCCGACACUGGUUAUGUGUACGACUUGUAUUUGCCAGAUAAUGAAUUACAAGUGGAGUAUGCCGAUAUGAUGGACGAUAACUAUCUAAGUAUUCGUCCUUGCGAUGGCCUUGUCUAUGAGGAUCAUUUUAAUGAUGAUGAUGAGGAAGGGGAUUCUGAAGAUUCGAAUAAUGAAAAUUACUAUACAAAUGAUUAUCCCGAUGAAGACGAUGACAAUGAAGAUUAUAAGGAUUCUUAUGAUCAUGAUGACAUUGAUGCCAUGGCACUGGGUAUUAGGCGUAUGCGAGUUGGCACUGAUCACGAUUACAUACAUACCUUCGAUGGUGACGAUACCAGUAUGUCCGAAUUUGAAGAAUCCUCUGAUGAUGUUUACUAUGAUGAUGUAGACUACAUUUAUGGCCAAAGUCAUGUGCGAGUGCAUGGCAUUGGCGAUGUUGAUAGUGAUGGUGAUGACACCGAUGAUGUGGACUAUUAUGAUGCUGGCGGUAAUAGCGAUGAUUCAGAUGCCUAAAUCUACUAUACGGUUUUCCGCUUAUUCGUAUUGAGUCUUCUUUAUUUAACUAUUUAAUUUAACCUUUCUGAAUAUUUAAAUUGUAUUUGUAUUGUCAUUUCCACACAAACUUAAAAUAUUCUCCAAUAAGACUUGAUAAUAUUGAAUAUACAUACCUAAAUAAGCAUAAAUGAACUAAAAUAAUAAUAGCUGUUGUACUUGUAUCGGAUCGAAUGAGCUAUUGACGCCAGUCAUUGAAAAUUGCUGUUGCUAAAACUAACUAAUAGUUUCUUGGUUCUAUUCUAAGACAGGAGAUGUGCUGUUAACACUGGCUAGUAGAAAACUUUACUUCCAUUAACAAAGUAGUUUUUUUGUAAGGACCUUCUAUAUUUUAACUUUGCUUCGUUUAAAUUUGUGUUGUGUAAAUAAAUACCGCCAAAAUAAAACUUCAAAUUGCAAGCUUCA
Messenger RNA from Rhagoletis zephyria (snowberry fruit fly), 1740 nucleotides. Its product is annotated as probable RNA polymerase II nuclear localization protein SLC7A6OS. The record is from RefSeq and is a predicted model, not a curated record. Gene Ontology annotation, biological process: developmental process. Lineage: Eukaryota; Metazoa; Arthropoda; Insecta; Diptera; Tephritidae.